Chelonus insularis is the source of this 2169-nucleotide messenger RNA. RefSeq lists its product as uncharacterized. The coding region runs from base 106 to 1293 and encodes 395 amino acids. The record is from RefSeq and is a predicted model, not a curated record. Lineage: Eukaryota; Metazoa; Arthropoda; Insecta; Hymenoptera; Braconidae. The transcript has 3 exons.
GCUGGUCAGGCGCGUGAGUGUUAGUAGAUUUACUUGACGAGUGGUCGUCAAAUUUCUAUCUAUUUUAGGUGUUUUAGUACAUAAUAGUAGUGAAAUAAAAUAAAAAUGGGUCAAUUGAGGAUUUUGUUAACUCAAAUAUUAACUUUGCCUUUUAUUUUAUCCACUAUUGUGCCAAGCUUCGCUAAUGAUGUCCCUGUUCUAAUUUGGGGUGGUGGCGACUCCUCAAAAUCAAUUAAUGAGCCUGUAAAUUUAUUUGAAAAAAUAUCUCAAACCGAAUUUGAGCGAGUUUUUAUGGACAGAGUUGGUGAUACUCAAUUUCCAAUACGAGUUUUUUACAGAGAUAAUUUGUGUAGUGAAGACGUCACAUUAAAUGAAAGGGAUCAUUUGAGGCCACUGGAAAAUUUGGGAUCUUUCCAGUUUAUUCUUGCUGUAGAUUCACCUCUAUUGGUAUUAAAAACCUUGCCCUUCUUCAAUAAAUCGCUUGAUGAUGAAGUAGAGUCAGUAUCGGAUGGAGAACUAGUAAUAUCUAAAGUUACUGACUUUGAAUCGCUGCCUGAUAAAUUCAAGAUGAUGAGUGAAUCAAAUCCUAACUUAAUUGGUGUUCUUACUGGCAAUUCGUGCAAUCGAUUAGAACGUGUACGAAGAGCUGCUGUUACUCCUGAACAAGCUAAUGAAGACAAUCCUAUGCUUAUUUCAACUAAGAGAGUACUUUUUUAUGUUGAAAAUUCCCCUAGUGUUAAGAUGGAUAAUGAUAAGCCUAUGAGUAUUGGAAACUUGACUAAAAAUGCAACAGAAGAAGGAAAUGCUACUUAUGCAUCGCCAUUAGUUGUGUCAAUGGAAUUUACAGCAAUUAAUAAUGAUUCAGUAAAAACAAGAACUCGGUUAGAUCUUAAUAUUACAGUUAAAUCUGCUGGUUAUUAUACUUUACGUACUGUUAAUCUAUAUCAAGAUGAUAAAUUAAUUGGAGAAAUGGUAGCUCAGACUGAAAUUGUAUGGCCUAGAAAUUUCUCAUAUCAUUGCACACAACAUACAGUAUUCCAUAAUAAAACUGGAAAUCGUACGACAACAUUGUACUUAUCAAAUAUGCAAAUUCAGUUGGAUUAUAUCAAAAAGUUUGCUGAUGCCUAUGACUGUGUAGGAUUUACUUCUAUACCCAUUUGGGCAGGUAUUUUUGUCACUUCUAUUUUAGCAAUAAUUAUGAUCUGGGGAUUGACUAUGGUAAUGGAUAUACGUACGAUGGAUAGAUUUGAUGAUCCUAAAGGAAAAACAAUCACAAUAUCAACUACAGAAUAAGUUAAGUGAUAAUUUCUCUAACUACAUAUUAUGUAAAUAUAUAUAUAUGUAUCUGUAAGUCUUGUAUAUUUCAAGCUUGUUGUUUAGAUUAUAAGAUCUACUGAAAAAAACUAAAUGUUUAUUAUUAACGUAGAAAAAUUGUUGAAAUCUGUUCUGCCUUAUAUCCUACAAUGUAUUUUAACUAUUAUUCAGUAUUUAUUAUAUAAAAGAAAGUGUGUUUUUAUGAAUGAUAAGCGCACAGACCUCUUUAAUUAUAAGUUAAAGAUUAUGUGAUUCUAUAAAAAUAUUUCCUAUAAAUAUUUCAAUAAUAAUAAUAAUGACCCCUGUUAUUAUUAUUGAUAUUAUUCCAUUCCAAUAUUCAUUUCAUUAGUUUCUAGAUUUGUUAAUUAAUAAUAUGAAUAGUUUAAAGUCAUUUGAGCCACUUUUAUUUAUUUUCAGUUAUAAAUAUUUUAUUCAAUUAAAGAACAUUAUAAUAGGGUGUUUCAUAGGUAUAUCGACUGUAUAAAAUAUUCUUAGUUCGAGAUGUAUAUGAUAAAUAUUAAAUAAAGAUUAUAAUAUUCAUAUCAAAAAAAUAUUAAUCUUCUCAUGAUUACAUAGAUAAUUUUUGAGCUUCACAGUUUGUGACAUAAUAUAAAGCGUACUAAAAAAUUGUAUGACGGAGAUUUUAUGAGCCACAAGCUUCAACUUCUACUCCAUGUAACAUGAUAAAUGCCAUGGAGUAAGGAGGUAGAGUAAUUAAUUGAGUUGAAUCGACAAUAAUUGCUUUGAAAGGGGGUAAACUUCCGUCUGCUCGUAAUUUUAAAAUUUCUCCAUUCAGCAUGAUAUUUCUGUAAAAAUAUGAAUAUGCAGUUAUUAAUAAAUUAAAAACUAAAUAAA